AUGUUGAAUUCGAUCAAGCUGAUUACGGGAAAUAGCCACCCUGAGCUGGGUGAGCUUGUGUCGCGCCGGCUGGGUGUGCCGCUGACAGAGUGUGUAUGCCGCAAGUUUGCCGACCAGUCGAUUGAUGUGCGCAUUGGCUCGUCCGUGCGUGAUCAGGACGUGUACGUCAUCCAGUCGGGUCAUUCGCCCUACAUUGACCCGAACGACUCGCUUGUGGAAUUGCUCAUCAUCCUGUCGGCCUGCAAGACGGCAUCGGCUCGUCGGAUCACGGCUGUGAUUCCAUCGUUCCCAUACUCACGUCAAACGAAGAAGGACAAAGGCCGUGUCCCCAUCACGGCCAAGAUGAUCGCGAACAUGAUUACUGUGGCUGGCGCUGAGCAUGUGAUUACCGUGGAUCUGCACGCCAGUCAGAUCCAGGGCUUCUUCGACAUUCCCGUGGACAACUUGACGUGCGAGCCCAGCAUCGCUCGCUGGAUCCGACACAAGGUGGAAGACUGGCGCGAUGCUAUUAUUGUGUCGCCAGAUGCGGGUGGUGCUAAGCGUGCGACGUCGCUCGCCGACUCGCUCAGCAUCGACUUUGCCCUGAUCAACUGCAGUCGUCACCAAAGGAAUCGCCGAGCCCACUCUUCGACGAGUGACUCGGCGGAUUUGUGCUUUGCGGCGCAGCACCAUACAUCAUCGAGUGAAGUUGCCAAUGGUGUGCACUCGCUGAGCGAGAGCGGCGAGUGGUUCAUCACCGACGAGGGCGGUGGCCGUUUGCGCAGCGGGGGCGCCCGCAAAGCGUCCGCGGGUGACGACUCGGCGACAGACGAUGUGGACUCCAAGAUGGAGCUGCUUGUCGGUAAUGUGACUGGCAAGACGGCCAUCCUCGUGGACGACAUGAUUGAUACGGGCCGCACGCUGGCUCUGGCGUCCAAGACGCUGGAGGCGGCGGGCGCCAAGCGCAUCUUUGCCAUUUCGACGCAUGGCCUGCUCUCUGGCCGUGCCGUUGACUUGAUUGCACGGACUCAGAUCGAGAAGCUCGUGGUCACGAAUACGAUUAGCAACACGGAAAAGGCGGCGCAGAGCAAUGGCAAGAUCGAAGUCAUCGACAUGUCGGCCGUCAUGGGCGAGACGAUUCGUCGUGCGCACCACGGCGAGAGCAUUUCGACCAUGUUCCGUCAAGAUGCUGAAAUUAUGUUUUAA
Messenger RNA from Malassezia restricta, 1185 nucleotides. Its product is annotated as ribose-phosphate pyrophosphokinase. Gene Ontology annotation, molecular function: ribose phosphate diphosphokinase activity; magnesium ion binding. Bases 1 to 1185 code for a protein of 394 amino acids. NCBI's taxonomy places the organism in Eukaryota, Fungi, Basidiomycota, Malasseziomycetes, Malasseziales, Malasseziaceae. The record is from RefSeq and is a predicted model, not a curated record. Gene Ontology annotation, biological process: 5-phosphoribose 1-diphosphate biosynthetic process; ribonucleoside monophosphate biosynthetic process; purine nucleotide biosynthetic process. Gene Ontology annotation, cellular component: ribose phosphate diphosphokinase complex; cytoplasm. The transcript has a single exon.